AAUUGUUGAGGAAAGGCGCAAGCGCCAGAAACCGUACUUUAUAUGUAACUUGUGCACCUUUCUAUAAAACGAGACGGUAGACACGUACAGAACACAAUCGAUACUUGAAGAGACCAUAUCCGACUUCGUACAUAAGACCCCAGAGCGCAAAACGAAACAGUAGCAUUUACAAAAUGCACGCCUUUACGCUCUCCCUUCUUGGAACGACGUUGAUCAUCGCUUCUUCGGCCGUUGUUGAGGCUUGGGGAGCCGGUGGAGGUUGGCCUUCGUUGUCUUUCCCUUCUCAAUGGAGCUCUCCCGAAGUCAGGAAUAGCGAGAAAAAGAAAAAUGGAGAACAAAUCCUGGAGACGUUGCUUUCUAGUGAUCAAGCUGAAGCAGCACUAAAGGAACAAGAAGAAUGUUUUGGAAAGAGAUGUCUGCAUAGUGAGCAGUGCUGUCCAGGAUCCGUGUGUGUUGAUGUAGAUGGUGCAGUUGGUUCUUGCCUACCAGUUUAUGGACAAACUGAAGGAAAACCUUGUACCCAGGACGCAGACUGUGGGGAAGGAUUUCGUUGUGAAGAAAAUACUAACGCCCUCGUGCGUCAUUCUUGCCAGUUAGACGCUCGUGAUGUCAGGAAGAAACAAUACAAUGACGAGUGUUUGACUAGUAGCGAGUGUGACGUAUCGAAAGGACUUUGCUGUCAACUCCAACGUCGCCACAGAAUGGCACCCCGAAAAGUCUGUUUCUAUUUCAACGACCCAAAGAACUGCAUCGGUGACGUUGACACUUCCCAUGCUCCGGAACCUGUCAUUAACUACAUACCUAAUAUGCCCAGCCCUUUCUUCAAGGCACGUUUAGGUUAAAUCGCUGCCUGACGGUCAUUUUACUGAUAAUUUAAAUUAUUUGUUCUAUUUAUUGCCAUCUUUAAUAGCUUAGAACGUGUAAUGUUAUUCUCUUCUUUAAACCUCAAGGAUUUUGUUUAAAGAAAUGCUUUAAAUUGUUAAGCUUUUCUGCCAUUCUGUCGCUUUAAUUAUAUUACUAACUUCUCUCUCAAAGAUUUUGAACUUCCUGAUAUAUAUAUAUAUAAUAUGUAAUCAAAAUAUGUUAAAUCAGGGAAAGCCAAAGUUAAAUGGUACUCAUAUCCUAGAUAGUCCAGAUACACUUAGUUGAAACUAAUGUGAAAGUUAUUGUGUUUACUGUAACAGCAAGACAACCGUAAAUAAAAGCUUCAGUUUAAAAAA
Messenger RNA from Limulus polyphemus (Atlantic horseshoe crab), 1220 nucleotides. Its product is annotated as ITG-like peptide. NCBI's taxonomy places the organism in Eukaryota, Metazoa, Arthropoda, Merostomata, Xiphosura, Limulidae. The transcript has 4 exons. The record is from RefSeq and is a predicted model, not a curated record. Bases 174 to 842 code for a protein of 222 amino acids.